CCAUCAAAGAACGUCACCUCAUUUGCUUCUCAUAUCACACACUGCACAGACAUAUCAGAGAGAGAGAGAGAGGACAUGAAAAUGGCUUCUAAUUGUGUUUGUGCCGUGAGUGGUUUCUGGGUCGUGUUUCUUGUUUUGUUGAGGUUAGGUUGCUCGGAGGGACAGAGGGUGCCGGCGGCUUUCGUGUUCGGGGACUCGCUCGUGGACGUGGGCAACAACAACUACUUGCCGGUUUCGUUAGUGAAAGCAGACUUCCCGCACAACGGCAUAGAUUUCCCCACCAAGAAGCCCACCGGAAGGUUCAGCAAUGGCAAGAACUCCGCGGAUUUUCUCGCUGAGAAGUUGGGCUUGCCGACGUCGCCGCCGUAUCUCGCCCUCAUCUCCAACUACAGCGAGAGCUAUUCUUCAUCGCCCUUCCUAACCGGUGUUAGCUUUGCCUCCGGAGGUGCUGGCAUCUUUGAUGGCACCGAUGAGAGAUACCAACAAUCGAUACCUUUGACCAAGCAAGUGGAAUACUACCUCGCGGUGCAUGAAAACCUGGUUCAACACCUGGGAUCGUCGGGUGCAAAGAAGCAUGUCGCCAAGUCCCUUUUCGUUGUAGUGAUCGGAACCAACGACAUCUUGGGCUACUCCGGAUCCUCUAAUCUCCGCAAGCAGCACACGCCGCAGCAAUACGUCAGCCUCAUGGCUUCUUCGCUGAAGGAUCAGUUAAAGCGUCUCCACAAUUACGAUGCACGCAAGUUCGUGUUCGUGGGGCUCCCGCCGAUUGGAUGCUGUCCGUCACAGAGGAACCAGGACAAAACAGCCGCAUGCAAGGAGGACACGAAUUCCUGGUCGCGCAUGUAUAACAUGGCGCUCCUAGCGAUGUUGAAGGGAUUGAAGUCCGAGCUCAACGACAUAAGCUACAGUUACUUGGACACCUACACCGCCGUGCAAAACUUUGUCCAGAAUCCAUCUGCUUAUGGUUUUACAGAGGUAAAAGCGGCUUGUUGCGGUCUCGGUAACCUGAACGCAAUAGUUCCAUGCUUACCGAUUUCACAGUACUGCCCUAACCGGCGAGACCAUGUGUUUUGGGAUCUAUACCAUCCCACAGAAGCAGCGGCCCGCAUAUUGAUAGACAAAGUAUUCCAUGGUUCACCACAGUACACAUACCCAAUGGACGUCCAGCAACUGGCCGCCGUCGAUGUUUAAGCAAAACAAACAACACAAAUUGGAAGAAAUUUCUUUUCAGACAGUAAGAUUACAUACUACAGGUUGUCAAUUGUCAAAAAGCGUUUCAGUGUUUGGGGAUACUUGGGUUAAGAAAAAUCGUUGCUUUUAAAGAUGUCGUUCUGUUGCAGGGUUUUGUAUAUCAGAAGAAAAUGUAUCGUCAGUUAAUAUAAUCUCAAAUUGUUCUUUGCGUUAAUCUCAGAGCAACUGCAAAAAU
This is a messenger RNA of Syzygium oleosum, 1426 nucleotides long. Its product is annotated as GDSL esterase/lipase At5g55050-like. The transcript has 5 exons. Lineage: Eukaryota; Viridiplantae; Streptophyta; Magnoliopsida; Myrtales; Myrtaceae. Gene Ontology annotation, molecular function: hydrolase activity, acting on ester bonds. The record is from RefSeq and is a predicted model, not a curated record. Bases 76 to 1191 code for a protein of 371 amino acids.